Molecule: messenger RNA, 1655 nt
Organism: Esox lucius (northern pike)
Lineage: Eukaryota; Metazoa; Chordata; Actinopteri; Esociformes; Esocidae
Product: ATP-sensitive inward rectifier potassium channel 1
Exons: 3
Coding region: 184-1278 (364 amino acids)
Biological process (GO): potassium ion import across plasma membrane; regulation of monoatomic ion transmembrane transport
Cellular component (GO): plasma membrane
Molecular function (GO): ATP-activated inward rectifier potassium channel activity
Source: RefSeq, a predicted model, not a curated record
UUAACAACGGUUACUACCAUCUAGAGGCUACGGUUUUGGAUUUCCAGUUCCCAUACUGUCUGAUGAUAUCUUUAACCUUUUCCCUAUGAUCCAAUGCAUUAUCAAACUGAUCAUUCCCUUCAGAGCUGAGUCAUUGUGGUGAGUCUGGAUAAAGCGCUUAGCUGUGAUUACAGGACCUAAAGAAUGGUGUUUAGCAUUCGGAAGCGCAUUCAGAACCACCUGCUGGAGCGAAAACUCACCAAAAUACGUCUGGUGAGCAAAGAUGGCCGGUGCAACAUUGAAUUUGGCCAUGUGAAGCACAACAACCACUUUGCCUUUCUCAUGGACUUCUGGACGACAUUUGUGGAGAUCCGCUGGCGCUUUGUCCUGUUCUUCUUCAUCGCCUCGUACACCCUAAGCUGGUUCAUCUUCAGCCUAUUGUGGUUCUGGGUUGCCAAAAACAACGGGGACUUGUUGUGGCAAAACCCACCCCAGGACCAUGUCCCCUGUAUGUGGAAUGUCAAUGGUCUCACUUCAGCCUUCCUCUUCUCUCUGGAGACCCAGACCACAAUUGGUUAUGGUGUACGUGCCGUCACCCCUCAGUGUCCGGGUGCUGUAACCCUCAUUAUUAUCCAGGCAAUUAUAGGAGCCAUCCUCGAAAGCUUCAUGUGUGGAGCCAUCCUGGCUAAGAUCUCCCUCCCUAAAAAAAGGGCCAAGACAAUUACAUUCAGUGACAAAGCUGUUGUCUGUGAAAAGAAGGACGUCCUUUGCCUCAUGAUCAGAGUGGCCAACUUGCGCAAGACUUUGAUGAUCGGAAGCCAGAUCUAUGGCAAGCUUUUAAGGACGACCGUCACCCCUGACGGGGAGACAAUAAUCAUGGACCAGGUUAACGUAGAAUUCAUGGUGGAUGCUGGGAAGGACAAUCUGUUUUUUGUGUGCCCUAUCACACUGUACCACGUGAUUGACAAGGCCAGCCCUUUCUUUGAGAUGACAAAGGACACUCUCCCUAAGCAGGAGUUUGAGCUGGUAGUCUUUCUGGACAGCAAAGCUGAGUCCACCAGCUUUGCCUGCCAGGUCAGAAGUUCUUUCAUUCCUCAGGAGAUCUUAUGGGGCUACAAAUUUGAGCCCAUCAUCUCCCGCACCAAAGAAGGCAAGUACAGUGUGGACUUCUCCAACUUUUCCAAGGUAUUGCCUGUGGCCACAGCACACUGUGCCCACUGCUUCCACAACAACGCACACCACCUCCACUCCAUUAAUGGAUUCGACAAUGGUGGAUUUGAAGUGAUUGAUAUUUUAUAGAAUAACCUACUCUGACCAUCUUUAGGAGCCAAGGAAUUAUUUUGGGGGACUCACAUUUGUAGGUAUAGAAAUGGAGCAAGCACAGGGCAUGGGGGGUUCUGGGUAUUUUGUAACACCGCUGCCAAGAUUCUCAAAGUCAUUCUUAUAUGUAUUGUAUUAUCUGCCAUUCGUUCUACCAAUUUGCUUCAUUCGCAAUGGGUCCUAGGUGUACUGUGGUGUGCUAUUGAGAUAAUUGUUCAACAGCUCCACAAGGGUCAGCCAAGAGGACUUCCUGAUCAAAACAUCUUCCCGCGGCUAUGAUACAGGAUAGUAUUUAGUUAAUUAGGACCACCCCUUUACCAGUGUCCAGACACUGGUAAAAACACUGUAAAAACAGA